Molecule: messenger RNA, 2719 nt
Organism: Tupaia belangeri chinensis (Chinese tree shrew)
Lineage: Eukaryota; Metazoa; Chordata; Mammalia; Scandentia; Tupaiidae
Gene: INTS13
Product: integrator complex subunit 13
Exons: 17
Coding region: 441-2579 (712 amino acids)
Biological process (GO): centrosome localization; regulation of mitotic cell cycle
Cellular component (GO): integrator complex
Source: RefSeq, a predicted model, not a curated record
GUUGGGAGGUUCUCAGGUUGCCCCGGGAUCGUUCAUCCCAGUGGGUGAUUGGAAAAAUUAGCGGGUAGAAGACUUGAGGGGAGGGUGCAGGCAUUUAUUUCCUUGGCCCCGCCCCCUUUCUGUUCGGUUUCUUGGGCGUUUGGCCCUCGGAGGGGGAAGGGAAGCUUGGCGGGGCUGCCUAAGAGCGGUCUGCGCACGCGCGAACCCGAGUGUGCGAGUGUGUGCACGCGCAUGCGUGCGCGCUCCUGCGUGUAGAAAGCCUGGGGAGGAUCGGUGUGCUAGGAGAUGAGCGGGGAAAGCGUAGUCCCCAGUCUGUGGCAGCAGACACUCCUGACUGUGCGCUGACUCUCCCCUCCCAGCCAGCAGCCUUUCCCGAGAGGCUGUGGUUAAUAGCCUCUGCUCGUUUUCACUACAGGACCAGGCACGAAAGUUAAAAGAAAAUGAAGAUUUUUUCUGAGUCUCAUAAAACGGUGUUUGUCGUGGAUCACUGCCCUUACAUGGCAGAAUCAUGCAGACAACAUGUGGAGUUUGAUAUGCUGGUGAAGAAUAGAACCCAAGGAAUCAUCCCUUUGGCCCCCAUAUCUAAAUCAUUGUGGACUUGCUCAGUCGAAUCUUCCAUGGAAUAUUGUAGAAUAAUGUAUGAUAUAUUUCCUUUCAAAAAGCUGGUGAAUUUCAUUGUGAGUGACUCUGGAGCACAUGUUUUAAAUUCUUGGACUCAAGAAGAUCAGAAUUUGCAGGAGCUAAUGGCAGCAUUAGCUGCUGUUGGGCCUCCAAAUCCUCGGGCAGAUCCAGAGUGUUGCAGUAUUCUGCAUGGUCUUGUUGCAGCAGUGGAAACCCUCUGCAAAAUUACCGAAUACCAACAUGAGGCUCGUACUCUACUCAUGGAGAAUGCAGAACGUGUUGGAAAUAGAGGACGAAUAAUCUGUAUUACUAAUGCAAAAAGUGAUAGUCAUGUACGAAUGCUUGAAGACUGUGUCCAAGAAACUAUUCAUGAGCAUAACAAACUUGCUGCAAAUUCAGAUCAUCUCAUGCAGAUUCAAAAAUGUGAGUUGGUCUUAAUCCAUACCUACCCAGUUGGUGAGGACAGCCUUGUAUCUGAUCGUCCUAAAAAAGAGCUGUCUCUCGUGUUAACCAGCGAAGUUCACAGUGUUCGUGCAGGUCGGCAUCUUGCCACCAAAUUGAAUAUUUUAGUACAACAACAUUUUGACUUGGCUUCAACUACUAUUACAAAUAUUCCAAUGAAGGAAGAACAACAUGCUAACACAUCUGCCAAUUAUGAUGUGGAGUUACUUCAUCACAAAGAUGCACAUGUAGAUUUCUUGAAAAGUGGUGACACCCACUUAGGUGGUAGCAGUAGAGAAGGCCCGUUUAAAGAAACGAUAACAUUAAAGUGGUGCACACCAAGGACAAAUAACAUUGUGUUUUCUUCUAUUUCAGAACUACACUAUUGUACUGGAGCUUACCGAAUUUCACCUGUAGAUGUAAAUAGUAGACCUUCCUCCUGCCUUACUAAUUUUCUUCUGAAUGGUCGUUCUGUUUUAUUGGAACAGCCACGAAAGUCAGGUUCCAAAGUUAUUAGUCAUAUGCUUAGUAGCCAUGGAGGAGAGAUUUUUUUGCACGUCCUUAGUAGUUCUCGAUCCAUUCUAGAAGAUCCACCUUCAAUUAGUGAAGGAUGUGGAGGAAGAGUUACAGACUACCGGAUUACAGAUUUUGGUGAAUUUAUGAGGGAAAACAGAUUAACUCCUUUUCUAGACCCCAGAUAUAAAAUCGAUGGAAGUCUUGAGGUCCCUUUGGAACGAGCAAAAGAUCAGUUAGAAAAACAUACCCGGUACUGGCCUAUGAUUAUUUCACAAACCACCAUUUUCAACAUGCAGGCGGUAGUUCCAUUAGCCAGUGUUAUUGUGAAAGAAUCCUUAACAGAAGAAGAUGUGUUAAACUGUCAAAAAACAAUAUACAACUUAGUUGAUAUGGAAAGGAAAAAUGAUCCUCUACCUAUUUCCACAGUUGGUACAAGAGGAAAGGGCCCUAAAAGAGAUGAACAAUACCGUAUCAUGUGGAAUGAAUUAGAAACACUUGUUAGAGCGCAUAUCAACAAUUCAGAGAAACAUCAAAGAGUACUGGAGUGUUUGAUGGCAUGUAGAAGCAAACCCCCAGAAGAAGAAGAACGAAAGAAACGGGGGAGGAAAAGGGAAGACAAAGAGGACAAGUCAGAGAAAGCAGUUAAAGAUUAUGAACAGGAAAAAUCUUGGCAGGAUUCAGAAAGAUUAAAAGGAAUCUUAGAGCGUGGAAAAGAAGAGUUGGCGGAAGCCGAGAUUAUAAAAGAUUCACCUGAUUCUCCAGAGCCUCCAAACAAGAAGCCACUUGUUGAAAUGGAUGAAACUCCACAGGUAGAAAAAUCAAAAGGGCCAGUAUCCUUAUUAUCCUUGUGGAGUAAUAGAAUCAAUACUGCCAAUUCCAGAAAGCAUCAGGAGUUUGCCGGACGUUUGAACUCUGUUAAUAAUAGAGCUGAGUUAUAUCAACAUCUUAAAGAAGAAAAUGGAAUGGAGACCACAGAAAAUGGAAAAGCCAGCCGACAGUGAAGAGUGACUUGAGGAACUAAAUUUCAUAUAUUGCAUAAAUAUUUUGGGUGGAAUUUGAUAUAAGUACUUUUACAGCAAGAUUGUACAGUUAUGUUGCCUGGACUGGUUUUUACAUUUUUAAAAUAUUUCAACUAUUUUUU